UCCGGAAGUAAACCAACGACCGUCUUGUCAACGGCGCGAGACGCUGGUUUGUUUUACUAAAACUAAAAUAAAAAAACAUGAAUAUAUGAGGCACAAACUGAGGAAUGCUGGCCUGCAGUACCUUUUAAAUGUUCACUUAAUUUCUCAAAUUUUUUUUUUUUUUAAAUCCGGACCUUCAGUGAGAGAAAUGGAGGAGAAAGAGAACCGACUCCACUCAACAUUCACCUCUAUGACCUUGGAUUUUGGCUUGAAAUUCACCGGCUCUCCAAAACACCAAUGACCUUAUUUAAAAACAAUGAACAUGUCCUUUGCCUUCCACCUGCUCUACAGCCCCGUUUCUGUUAACUUCGGUCAGACUUUUUACCCAUUCUCCUAGCCAAGCAUAUAAUUAUAUUCAUGUGUACAGGAUAUUUCACUUCCUGCCUUAUGCUUUGGUUGGUGAGAACCUGCACGUCCCCAACACCCUGUUUACCAUCUCGCACACCUCUACUGCCCUGACGCCACUUUGGCAAGGUCCACUUUGGCCAUGUUCCGCAAGAAAGGCCCUCUAAUUAUUUGUGGCAUUUUGUUGUUUAUUGUUUGGAAUGCACUUCUUAUAUUUAUUCUCUUGGGCCGGUUUCCUGGACAUGAAGGAGACAAGUCUAUUUCAGCAGGAAAAGCUCCACAAAAUGGCAACGUUAUGGAGCAAUUACUUCAGUUAAUCACUGCAUUCGAAACUGAGCUUGAAUCCCAGAACAAAAUCCUUCUCCAGAUCCAGAGCCAUAAGUCACUGUGGGAGGAACUUAAAAAAAACGGCACAGCUUUAAGGAGUAAAUUGGAUACCAAAAGUAACCAUACAAACGUGAGGAGUAAAUUCCAGUCAUCCCGUGCGGUCAUUCCCAUCUUGGUCAUGGCGUGUAACCGAGUGACCGUGAAACGCUGCUUGGACAGACUUCUUGAGUACCGACCAUCAGCUGAACUCUUCCCCAUCAUCGUAAGCCAGGACUGUGGACACAUGGAGACUGCAGAAAUGAUCGCCUCAUAUGGCAGUAAACUGACUCACAUUAAACAGCCAGAUUUGUCCGAGAUCUCGGUGCCUGCGGGACAUCGCAAGUUCCAGGGUUACUACAAGAUCUCAAGACAUUACCGUUGGGCUCUAAACCAGGUGUUCAAUUCCUUCUCAUACUCUGCUGUCAUCAUUGUGGAAGAUGAUUUGGAGGUGGCCCCAGACUUCUUUGAGUACUUUAAAGCCCUUCACCCUUUACUGAAAUAUGACCCAACUCUGUGGUGCGUGUCUGCCUGGAAUGAUAACGGCAGGGAAGGAUAUAUAGAUCCUGCGAAGUCAAGCCUCUUAUAUAGGACGGACUUUUUCCCAGGGCUUGGGUGGAUGCUGCUGAAGGAGCUCUGGAUGGAGCUUGAGCCAAAAUGGCCAGCAUCGUUUUGGGAUGACUGGAUGCGGCAUCCCGAUCAGCGCAAAGACAGGUCGUGCAUUCGUCCGGAAAUCUCUAGAACUUUGACGUUUGGCCGCAAGGGUGUGAGUUUGGGUCAGUUCUAUGACAAGUAUCUCCGUUUUAUUAAACUCAACACUGAAUUUGUGCCUUUUACAACUCAAGACGUGUCUUAUUUAGAACAGGGAACAUAUGAUCAAGCUUUUGAGAACGAGGUUUACAGCGCCCCUGUUGUGACAGCGGAGGAGCUGAAAAAUGGGAAGCUGUCCGGGCCUGGCCCGUUUCGGCUGCAGUAUUCCAGCGCGCAGAGUUUUAAAACACUAGCGCGAGGUCUCGGACUCAUGGAUGACUUGAAGUCUGGAGUCCCGCGAGCUGGCUAUCGAGGUGUUGUCAGCUUCUUUUCACAAGGAAAGCGGCUCUAUAUAGCACCACCUGUAGGUUGGACAAAGUAUGAUCCAAGCUGGAGUUGAGAUAGCAAGUACAUAUUGGUGGAAAAAUUUAUGUAGACAGACAGUACAAAGGAAUUAUAUUGUAAAGUCCACAAUGAUGUGUCAUGGUGCAAAUGUGUUCAAAAUGUGUUUAGCAUCCAUGCUCAAAAUAAGUUAAUUUUAUUUGUCUUAUAUUUAGAAAUGUUCACUGUGCAGAACAUGAGAUGCUUCAGAAUAAGCAACAGAUUUAAAAAAAAAAAAGCAAAGGUUGAAAAUGAUGAGACCAAAGAGUAUAUUGUAGAGUAAUUGAUUUCCAUAUCUCAGGUCAAUGCUGAUGUUUCUUAAUGAAAAGUGACACAUCUACCUUCAGUGUUAGAUAUAUACUGUAGAUUUGUUGAGAUUGUCUCACCAAGUUGCCAUCAAAUGUGAUUUAUACUGAUUUUUUUUUUUAAGCAUAAGAUUAUCAUCAGAGCCUUGAUGCAAAUAUAUUCUUUAUUCGGCAGUCACUUUGCAAUCUAAAACCUCUCAAGUGCCUUCAAACUUUGAUAGCUUUAGUUAAAUGAUAUGUGAAGUUCGUGCAUAAGAGGUGGUGGAUGUUCUGUGUUUUGGGUAGAACAUGUAGCUUGUAAAUCUAUGGAGAACAUUGACAGACUUUGAUUACAAAAAUUGUUAAUUACAAUUUUUGGGAUUUAAUGUGUAAAAUAAAGCAAACCUUUUGUCAUAUUUUAA
This is a messenger RNA of Neoarius graeffei (lesser salmon catfish), 2584 nucleotides long. It is a transcript of the gene mgat1a, whose product is annotated as alpha-1,3-mannosyl-glycoprotein 2-beta-N-acetylglucosaminyltransferase a. Gene Ontology annotation, biological process: protein N-linked glycosylation. The coding region runs from base 527 to 1897 and encodes 456 amino acids. Gene Ontology annotation, molecular function: alpha-1,3-mannosylglycoprotein 2-beta-N-acetylglucosaminyltransferase activity. Gene Ontology annotation, cellular component: Golgi apparatus. NCBI's taxonomy places the organism in Eukaryota, Metazoa, Chordata, Actinopteri, Siluriformes, Ariidae. The transcript has 3 exons. The record is from RefSeq and is a predicted model, not a curated record.